UGCUGCCCCCUCCUGGUGACAUCCAGGUCCUGUUGCUGACAUUAGAUUCAGUGUCUCUGAGCUGGGGUUCUCCUCAGGGGCUGACAGGACCACAGACAUUCAGAGUGACCUGGGGGUGUGACGGAGAAACAAGGUCAACAAGAGUGAAAGGUGGGCAUCAUCUUGAAAUAAGCAGUCUCCAACCUGGUAAAAAGUACCAGUUCAACGUGGCUACAGAGGGAGAAGAUGGAAGCCAAAGCAGAUGUGUCUCAGCAUCCUUAUCCACAGAAUUUUCAAGAUAG
Molecule: messenger RNA, 281 nt
Organism: Coregonus clupeaformis (lake whitefish)
Lineage: Eukaryota; Metazoa; Chordata; Actinopteri; Salmoniformes; Salmonidae
Molecular function (GO): zinc ion binding; protein binding
Source: RefSeq, a predicted model, not a curated record